AUGGCUUCGCUGCGUCGGGCUGCUCCGCUGGUGUUUCCCGCCGUGAGCCGGCAUACGGCCACUGUGAUUUUCAUCCACGGGCUGGGCGACACCGGCAACGGCUGGGCUGAUGCCGUGCAGAUGUGGCAGAGGAAGCACCGGCUGGACGAGGUCAAGUUUGUGCUGCCAAAUGCUCGCAUUAUGCCCAUUACAGUGAAUCAAGGCUACCCUAUGCCUGCGUGGUUCGACGUCAAGUCUCUCGGUCCCACGGCUGGUGGGACUCUGGAUGCGAGAUCUCGCCAGGAGGACGAGGCUGGCAUUCUCGAGUCUCGCGCCUAUCUGUACUCUCUCAUCCAGCAAGAGGUUUCAGACGGCAUCUCGUCUGACCGUAUUGUGCUUGGUGGCUUCUCCCAAGGCGGUGCCAUGAGCAUCUUCUCGGGCCUCACGGCUCCCUUCAAACUUGGUGGUAUCGUCGGCCUGUCCUCCUGGAUGCUUCUCAGCCACAAGUUCAAGGAAUUUGUCCCAGAGUCAAACCCGAACAAGGAAACUCCCAUUUUCAUGGGACAUGGAGACAUCGACCAACUGGUUCUUUAUGAGUGGGGAUUGGCCACUGAGCAGAAGCUCAAGGAAUUCGGUUAUGACGUGAAGCUAGAAACAUAUGAGGGUAUGCAACACUCGGCCUGCAUGGAGGAGUUUGAUGACGUCGAGUCGUUCCUCGUAUCCAGACUUGCGUCGGGCAAUGCUUGA
Trichoderma virens Gv29-8 is the source of this 726-nucleotide messenger RNA. RefSeq lists its product as uncharacterized. Gene Ontology annotation, molecular function: carboxylic ester hydrolase activity; palmitoyl-(protein) hydrolase activity. The transcript is spliced from 4 exons. The record is from RefSeq and is a predicted model, not a curated record. The coding region runs from base 1 to 726 and encodes 241 amino acids. Gene Ontology annotation, cellular component: cytoplasm. Gene Ontology annotation, biological process: protein depalmitoylation. NCBI's taxonomy places the organism in Eukaryota, Fungi, Ascomycota, Sordariomycetes, Hypocreales, Hypocreaceae.